This is a messenger RNA of Phytophthora nicotianae INRA-310, 1197 nucleotides long. RefSeq names its product CAMK protein kinase. The record is from RefSeq and is a predicted model, not a curated record. The transcript has a single exon. Gene Ontology annotation, biological process: protein phosphorylation. The coding region runs from base 91 to 960 and encodes 289 amino acids. Gene Ontology annotation, molecular function: ATP binding; protein kinase activity. Lineage: Eukaryota; Oomycota; Peronosporomycetes; Peronosporales; Peronosporaceae.
CUUGGAGCUAACGUCUCGAAUCGAAACCUUUAAAGCUGUUCCUUGCUCUCAUAACUCAAUCUACCGCUUCUUAACAGAACAGCUAUCGUCAUGGCAACACCCGAACUUCGAUUCAGACGGAAAAUAGGCGACGCAAUGUACGGUGAAGUUCUGGAGUAUGAGCUCCUGCAGCACCAACCGAACGAACGAUCCUGCGUCGUUGCUGUCAAAAGCAUAAACUUGUCAUACGCAAUAACGGCUCGAAGUCGCACUCAAGCUGAUAGGGUCCUGGAUGACCCUAAUCAAGAAUGCCGAGUCGCUAAGCUGCUCGCAAGAACCAGCGGUCAUCGAAAUGUUGUCAAGUCCUUCUUUCAGUUCCAGAAGAAUGAUUCUCUCUACUUGGUGAGUGAAUUCUGCGCAGACGGGGAUCUGCACACCCACCUCGCCAAGACCGGAGCGGUGGACGAGCAGUUCUCCAUCCACAUUAUGGCCCAGAUCUUUGACGGCGUCAACUUUCUGCAUCGCAACCUGAACAUUGCGCAUCGAGAUCUGUCGCUUGAAAACGUAUUAAUGAAUAACGGAGAGUGCAAGAUCUCGGACUUUGGUCUAUCUGUGGAGGCCACUUCGCGCUGCUCCGAUCGCGUGGGCAAGGACUACUACAUGGCGCCGGAGGUGGUGGCUAGAAACGAAUACGACCCGGUUAAGGCGGAUGUCUGGUCGUUGGGAAUUAUAUGGUUCGUUCUAGUCACAGGCUCCCCGCUGAUCACAAUCGCUUCUCAGGAUAACAAGGCAUUUCUCGCAAUGAAAGAGUGCGGAGUCAUGUCGGUAUUUGAGUCGUGGAAGGUCACCACGAGGCUGUCAGCACCCGUUAUGGACCUGAUCUCGCGAAUGCUAAAGGUUGACCCGGCAGAGAGAAUUGCGCUCGACGAGAUUUUGCAGCAUCCGUGUCUUGACCCAGAGAGUAUCAAUAGACGCCGCUAAGAUGUAAAUUCCUGCACAACGCUUCGACGAGUUUAUCCGUUGAACAUAUCAUUGCAACUUGCAAGCCAUUUGCAUAAGCCACUUUAUCAGCAACUUGACGGCGGACAACUCUGGAACCGCACGACUCCUGAGAUCAGUUUCAACAACUGAGCUGAAUCACUCAGUCGCCAGUGAGGCGAAAAAAGUUGCCGCUACUUUCAGAUUAAUUCCUUAACUCUGAACUGUAUUGUCACGGUA